GGAAAAUUGGAAAUAGAAAAGAAAAAACAUAGAAAAAUUUAAUUGUGUGGAUGAGAAAGCAUAAAAAGAACAAAUGAACAUCAUCGUUAAACAUCAACACAAACACAAACACAAACGUUUGAAAGUUGUAAAUAAUAAUGAUACUUGUUGUUAGCCAUAUCCAAGGUCCUUGUGGAGCCAUGUUUACAAACUGUUCCAUUUCGUCUUCAACCAAAUUCAUCACUUCAAACUCAUUCUUCAAUAAUCAAAUACCAAAGUUCACUAGAAGAAGUUCCAUUAGAACCUUGCAUCUUACACUAGCCAAAGCUGAAGGAAGCAUAGAAUCAACUUCACCACCAAAACCAUCAACUUCUUCAACAACACCUCCUUUUGCCAAUGAUCAAACAAUUUUUGUUGGUGACAAGGAUGUUCCAUUGGAGGGUGUUAUUCAGUUUGACAAACCCAACAAUAAUUCUCGUAUUGAAAAAUGGGGGCGUGUAGCUUUGUUUGCUGGUGGUGAUGUGUUGGCUUUGCUUUUGUUUGCGACAAUUGGAAGAUACAGUCAUGGACUCUCUAUUUUGGAUUUUGAGACUCUGCAUACUGCUGAUCCAUUUAUAGCUGGGUGGUUUUUAGGUGCUUACUUCCUUGGAGGUUUCAGUGAAGAUGGGCGUGGAAUGAAUGGUCUACCCAAAGGUGUCACUGCUACUGCUAAAUCAUGGGCUGUUGGGAUCCCUAUAGGAAUUGCAAUAAGGGCAGUAAAAUCAGGCCAUUUACCUAACUAUGGUUUUGUAUUUGUGAGUCUUGGAAGCACUGCUGUUUUACUCAUUGCAGUCAGAGCAUUAUUGUACGCCCUUCUUCCAGUUGACAAUAGUAAGAAGAAUGAUGUCUAUCGCCAAGGCAGCCCCUUUGAACUUUUUGAGCUUCUUACAUCAUUAGUACGGCGGUGGUAGCGCGCGGUUACAUGUUCAAGGCAUUGAAAUCUAAAAUGCAUCAGGACAUCAGUUUCCAUAUCUAAAUCUCUUUGUAUUGUCCAUUCAAUUGAAACAAGUAGGAGCAUACAUAUAAUGUAUUUGAAUUUCAAUAAUUUUUUGUUACAUUUACAAAUUUGAUCAUUGUAAAGUUCCUUUUUAAGUCAUUAUACCAUGAUCUGGUCCAUUUGCACCAUGUCACAUGAUAUGAUGAAAUGAAGUUUUCAGAAUUACAAGAGAAUAAAAAGGAUCUAGAUAUCAUAGAAUCAUCAUAGUGU
This is a messenger RNA of Trifolium pratense (red clover), 1225 nucleotides long. RefSeq lists its product as uncharacterized. Bases 138 to 929 code for a protein of 263 amino acids. NCBI's taxonomy places the organism in Eukaryota, Viridiplantae, Streptophyta, Magnoliopsida, Fabales, Fabaceae. The record is from RefSeq and is a predicted model, not a curated record. The transcript has 5 exons.